CCUGCAUUCUCUGCCGCGGGGUUGGAAGUGAGGCCGCCCUUAGCAAAGAUGGCUGCUGUUCCCACGUUGCUUCCAAUCGGUGUGACGGUAGUGUGCCCUUAGACAAAAUGGCCGCGCUCUGUUCUUCACCAGGGGCUGCGAGCAAGGCGGGCUGCUAACCCUGGCAGAAGAGUCCGUCCUCCUGGUGUACUGUGACAGUAAAAAGCAACAGAGGGUCCUGUGGCACCUUUGAGACUAACAGAAGUACUGGGAGCAUAAGCUUUCGUGGGUAAGAACCUCACUUCUUCAGAUGCAAGUCUCUGAUACUGUGACAGUAAAGUGCAUCCAUCUAGGAUCUCUGGUUCUUGUACACGCUGCCUGUGGUUUUAACUUGAUUCCCAGGAGGAAGAACUGCUCAGAUUCUCACACUUUUACCACAUGUACUGGAAUCCUGGUUGUUACUACUACAAUGUCGUGGGUGCAAACUGCAGUCAGCCGGCCCAGUGAGGAUGUGUUUGAUGAAGAUUCUGAUGAACUGCAUGUAGUGCAGAAAGAAUGGAAGAGCACCAUGGAGAAAAGAGUCAAAGAAGGCUAUAGAGAUGGUGUUGAGGCUGGGAAAGAGCUUUCACUUCAGCAGGGUUUCAAUCGGGGUUACAAACAGGGUGCUGAGAUGAUGAUGACCUGUGGCCAACUCAGAGGGACCCUUAGUGCACUCUUGUCUUGGUGUCACCUUAAUGGACAAAUUUCUGCUUUGCUGAGUAAGAUAAGUAACCUCCUGGCUGAAGUUGGCAAGUAUGAAGAAUAUGUGCUUAAGUAUAUGAAUUCUAUCAGUCCACAGCCCCACCUUGGAGAAUUACUGGAUUCUGUUCAGGACAUGGACCUUAGUCAUACAAUUCCAGUGGAGAAUGAAUUUGAUGAAACUGAAGCUGGAAGACACUGUGAAAAUGAGUCCGAGUUGAGUGAAAACUCUUGCAGGAGUAACAGUGGGGCUGAUUCCUUGUAUUCUGACAGUUGUAGGAGAACAAAAGAACACACACAUUCUGAAAGGCCAACCCUUGCUUGGCUUAAAGAAGAGACCGUCUGUUUAGGAGAGCAGCUAGGCUUGUCACUGGACAUAUUACAGCAUGUCCAACAACUGGAAAGUUAACUUUUCUCUUGUGCCAAAUGGAAUCCAAUUCUAAGAACAAACUUGACAGGCUUGUAUUUUAUGUGUGGCUCAAAGGUUGGUUGUCAUACUAGUCACUUAAUUUCAUGGGAAUGUAGUGAUCUGAUUCUAAUGUUUCCCUUUAAAAUCUAAUAAAACAACCCUUGCUCUCAUCA
Molecule: messenger RNA, 1299 nt
Organism: Chrysemys picta bellii (western painted turtle)
Lineage: Eukaryota; Metazoa; Chordata; Testudines; Emydidae
Gene: YAE1
Product: YAE1 maturation factor of ABCE1
Source: RefSeq, a predicted model, not a curated record